AUGAUGACUCCAAACAUGAACUUGGAACCUGAAAAUCCUUCCGAAGCGCUUCGUGGUCUUGACUCCAUGACGCUUGACUUGACACUCAAUAUCAGUUCGAGUGAUGGCGAGUUUAAGGCUUCAAGUGAUGCUAGUAGUGAAGUGGGAGCUGCUGCUGAAGCUGAAGCUCUUGCUUCGCCAUCGGUAACUCCAAGGGUUUUCUCUUGUAAUUACUGCAGGAGGAAGUUCUUUAGCUCGCAGGCGUUAGGAGGUCAUCAGAAUGCUCACAAAAGAGAGAGGACGAUGGCUAAACGCGCGAUGAGAAUGGGAAUGUUCACCGACAGGUAUACAAGCCUAGCAUCUCUACCUCUUCAUGGUUCGCCUUUUCGGUCCCUUGGCGUUGAAGCUCAUGGUGCAAUGCAUCAAAGAACACAUAUGCAACCGAUUUCGUCAGUGAGGGCUCCUGAUAUGAGAGCUGCUGCAAAAUUCAACAGAAACCAUUUCGGAUCGGUUGUUUUCGCGGAAGAUGAGGAUGUAGGUUUCUUUUGGCCGGGAAGUUUCAGACAGGUGGAUCAGGCAGGCGGUGUUAAUGUCGGAAAUUCUAGUUUUGCUCCAAUGGCACCUCCUCCACCGCAAGCAUCAACAUCUACAUCUCCUGAUCUCACUUUGAAGCUAUAA
This is a messenger RNA of Lathyrus sativus (Indian pea), 657 nucleotides long. The record is from the annotation of a GenBank genome assembly. Lineage: Eukaryota; Viridiplantae; Streptophyta; Magnoliopsida; Fabales; Fabaceae.